Achroia grisella is the source of this 1604-nucleotide messenger RNA. It is a transcript of the gene Mipp2, whose product is annotated as multiple inositol polyphosphate phosphatase 1. NCBI's taxonomy places the organism in Eukaryota, Metazoa, Arthropoda, Insecta, Lepidoptera, Pyralidae. The record is from RefSeq and is a predicted model, not a curated record. Gene Ontology annotation, molecular function: acid phosphatase activity; inositol phosphate phosphatase activity. The transcript is spliced from 9 exons. The coding region runs from base 53 to 1372 and encodes 439 amino acids.
AAAUGUAAACAAACAAAAUUUUAGAAAGUUUAACUAAAUUCUCAAUUUUAAAAUGAAAUCUACUUUGAUCAGUAUUAUAUUUUUUGUGACAUUAAAUUAUCAUCACUUUGUAAUAAGCAAAAAGCUUAAUGUACUUGAUCAUUUGGGAACACGCACACCAUACAGAUUUAGGUUUAAUAAAGAUGAUUCUAAGAUAAUGUAUCCAAGUUGCAAAGACAGUAAGAUUUGGAUGAUAGUGCGCCAUGGUACAAGAUUACCUGGAGCUAAAGAAAUACGAGGCAUGAAUAGUACUCUUAAAGAUAUAAAAUUAGAAAUUUUACUUCAGCAUAAACUUGGUAAAGGACACCUUACACAAGAACAAUUAAAUGACUUAGAAGAAUGGACCAGCAAAGUAGAUUUGGAAAGUGAGAAAUAUUUAACCCUUGAAGGAAGAGAUGAAAUGAUAUUACUUGCAGAAAGGAUGAAAAAUAGAUUCCCAAAUGCAAUUAAAAAUAAAUAUAGCAAUAAAACAUUUUUGUUUCGUUAUACAGCUACAGAAAGAGCGCAGCAAAGUGCCAGGUACUUCACACAUGGUUUGUUUGAUAGAAAACAUGCCCAAGAUGUAAUAUUUUUACCAGCCACUAAAGUUGAUCCAGUAUUACGAUUUUACAAACACUGUGAUAGGUGGCAAAAACAAGUUAAGAAAAACCCAGAUACAUACAAGGAACAAAAAAUAUUUGGGAAUAGUAGUGAAAUGAAUAAGACUUUAGAAUCUGUAUCAGAACGGCUGGGUCUCAAUAGAGUGCUGAGUCUAGAUGAAGUGAAUUUAAUAUACAAAAUAUGUGGAUAUGAAUCAUCUUGGAAUAAACAUCAGGUUUCUCCAUGGUGCUAUGCCUUUGAUAUAGAGAGUGCUAUGAUACUAGAGUAUUAUCACGACCUCAAACAUUACUGGAUGGAUGGAUAUGGACAUAAUUUAACGUAUCGUCAAGCGUGUUUAGCACUUAAAACUAUGUUCAAAAUGUUUAGUGACAAACCGGAUCCAUUCGCAGUAUUCAUGUUCGCUCACUCCGGCACUUUGCUGAAGCUACUCACUCAUAUGCAACUUUAUAAACCGGACAAUCCCCUCACCGGUGAUUCACUGGACAAGAACAGGCCGUGGAAAGUGUCACAGAUUGAUUGUUUUGCAUCUAAUUUAGCAUUUGUAUUGUUUAAAUGUAAAGAUGGCGACCACGUUUUGACACUGCAUCAAGAAAAAGUGGUCAAAUUACCAAUGUGUGAAACAGAGCUGUGCCCAUUGGAACGACUUACAGAAUAUUUUCAUGAUUCCAUAAAUAACUGUGAUUACAAUGACAUGUGUAGUCUAGACAAUGAUCGUAGCAAAUUUGAUGGAUGAGAUGAUAAAUUUGACUAUCAGUAAAUCAAUGCUUAAACGCUUGUCAAUUAUAUAAUGUAUUAUGCAUACAGCUUUAAUUUUUUAUGAACUUAUAUUUGAAUACAAAUGUUAGUUCACCAAAUAGGUUUUUUUAAUUUUCUAUAAUGUGGCUAUGGGGGAUCGGGAAAAAUGAAUUCAAAUCAAAUGAAAAGAUAUUAAGUCAUGUAGGUCUAUUACAGACUUAUGAAAUAUC